CCCCAAACACCCCAAAAAUACACGCCAAAAACACACACACAACCAAUUUCGCGCCCUGAAAAAAACCACAUCCUAUUUCGACCCAAGUUCCUAACUUUCAGACACCCUUUUGAAAAUGGGUUCAAACCCACAAGAUGAUAGACCAGAGAUAGCUUUCUUUGACUUAGAAACAACUGUCCCGACCCGACCCGGACAAGGGUUUGCAAUCUUGGAAUUCGGGUCAAUUCUAGUUUGCCCGAGAAAGCUUGUUGAGCUUGAAAGCUAUGAAAGUUUGGUCAAACCACAUGAUCUUUCACUCAUUUCUACAUUAUCUGUUCGGGCUAAUGGUAUUACAGCAGACGCUGUCGUUUCAGCUCCAUCUUUUGCUGACAUUGCAGAUAAGGUUUAUGAUAUCUUACAUGGAAGGAUAUGGGCUGGUCAUAAUAUAAUUCGGUUUGAUUGUGUACGUUUAAGAGAGGCAUUUGCGAAUAUUAAUCGGGCUCCGCCCGAGCCGAAAGGGACCAUUGAUUCAUUAGCUUUGUUGACACAAAGGUUUGGAAGGAGAGCUGGUGAUAUGAAGAUGGCUAGUUUGGCAUCUUAUUUUGGGCUCGGAAAGCAAUCACACCGGAGUUUGGACGAUGUUCGAAUGAAUCUUGAAGUUCUGAAGUAUUGCGCAACUGUUCUUUUCUUGGAAUCUAGCCUUCCAGAUAUAUUUACUGAAAACAGUUGGGUUUCUCCAAACGCUACCACCAGAAACCGCAGUAAUGCAAAAGGUGCUCUAGAUGGAACGGGCACUAGCCCACCCUCAUCUAGUAGAAAUGCUGAGAAUCAGAAUUCUCCUCCACAACAUCCAAUUUUUUCACUGGUGGCUUCUGGUGCGGGAGAACAACUUCCAGAACAAGUUGAGUCGGGUCAUGCUCAAUCUGACCCUUUUAACAUGGCUCCGCUUGUAGAUAAUAUAGUAAACGAGCCUAUUCCAUCAAAUGAAGCCAUGGAUGAAGAGUCAUCCACGGCUACUGUAUCCACUGCCACAAGUGAAAGUACCGAAUAUCUUGAUCCAGAUGAAGUCUACAUACCUUCUGUCAUUGUAGCUGCUGUCCCCUUUUUCCGUGGACUCCAAAAAAUACAAUUACUUCACAGAGACACCCCAUUGCAGAUCAGAUGUAACGCCCUGAAAGUACGGUUUGGAAUAAGCUCGAGAUUUGCCGAUCAUGCUGGAAGGCCAAGACUAAGUUUUGUUGUUGAUGCAUCUCCAAAACUUUGUGGUGUUCUUGAUGCAUGUGAUAAUAUUGCUAAGAGGUAUGUGGAUUCUGAUACAAGCUCUGAGUGGAGACCUGUCGUGAGCAGAAAGCCCGGGUUCUACAACUCACCCACCGUUAGAUUGCAAUUACCCACUGUAGCUGAAGGUGACGGUGCUAAAUGGAUCACAGAGAUAUACCAGAAAGAGUCACUGUCGACAUCCCCAUCGCGAUCCAUUCAACGUGUUGUGUUCAGUAGGUAUGAUGUGGGAGAUCUUGAAGCUUUGAUCUGUCCAGGUUCCUUUGUGGAUGCUUACUUCUCUUUAGAUCCAUAUGACUAUCAACAGAAUGCUGGAAUCCGACUAGUGGCCAAGAAACUGAUUGUUGAUUCUAACUGAAGGGUUUUGGUGUAUACCUCACUCUAAUAGCUGACUGAUUAGAAAACAAACUUUAUCUGGUGCUUUGUAAAGAUGGCUAGUUUCUUUCGUUGUUUAUGCUUUAUGUAGUAGAAGAACAACUAAUACUAGUUUUUUUAAAUUAAUCGAUGCAAACUGUAAUUGUUUAUUGUCUUUGUAA
Messenger RNA from Erigeron canadensis, 1793 nucleotides. RefSeq names its product protein NEN1-like. The coding region runs from base 116 to 1615 and encodes 499 amino acids. Gene Ontology annotation, molecular function: 3'-5' exonuclease activity; nucleic acid binding. The record is from RefSeq and is a predicted model, not a curated record. Lineage: Eukaryota; Viridiplantae; Streptophyta; Magnoliopsida; Asterales; Asteraceae. The transcript has 6 exons.